AUUCUCUCUUUUUUUCAUUUUUGUUUCUCUCUCUUCUCGCCAUCGUUUAUUUUGAUCUACGUGUAAAUUGUUGUAGAGAUCGGAUUAGGGUUUGAGAUCUCUCUUUUAGCCGUUCUCGAUCUCGUCAAUGGCUGCUCCACCUGCGAGGGCUCGUGCUGAUUACGAUUACCUAAUCAAGCUUCUUCUCAUCGGCGACAGCGGUGUUGGAAAGAGUUGCCUUCUAUUGCGUUUUUCAGAUGGUUCAUUCACAACCAGUUUCAUUACUACGAUUGGUAUUGAUUUUAAAAUAAGAACAAUUGAGUUGGAUGGAAAACGUAUUAAGCUACAGAUCUGGGAUACAGCUGGCCAGGAACGCUUCCGAACCAUUACAACUGCCUAUUAUCGAGGGGCCAUGGGCAUUUUGCUUGUUUAUGAUGUCACUGAUGAGUCAUCUUUCAACAACAUAAGGAACUGGAUUCGGAAUAUUGAACAACAUGCUUCGGACAAUGUUAACAAGAUCCUGGUUGGUAACAAGGCUGACAUGGAUGAAAGCAAGAGGGCCGUGCCAACUUCAAAGGGACAAGCCCUUGCUGAUGAAUAUGGCAUCAAGUUUUUUGAGACUAGUGCAAAGACAAAUCUCAAUGUGGAGCAGGUUUUCUUUUCGAUUGCUAGAGACAUUAAGCAAAGGCUUGCUGAAACUGAUACCAAAGCUGAGGACAAGACGAUCAAGAUUAACAAACCGGAUCAGGCUGGUGAGGCUCAGCCAGCAGCAAAAUCAUCUUGCUGCGGCAACUCUUAGAAGGAUAAGUUCGAUGUUGGUAUGAGAAACACUAAUUUGCUUGUUAUAGGUAGUGGUGUAAUGAAAGAUAUGACGAUAAAAGCUUUCGGGUGUUUGUAUUUUACAUCUUAUCAUUCUUUUCAACUACCUUUUAGUCUGCAAUGUAGCAUUUCCGAAGAUAUUAUAUUUAUGGUUUCUUCUUGGAUCACUACAUUAGUUCCCCCUUUUUUUCCCCUGUAACUUGAGCAUUUUAUGUCAUUGUAUCCUCA
This is a messenger RNA of Asparagus officinalis (garden asparagus), 1026 nucleotides long. RefSeq names its product ras-related protein RABE1c-like. NCBI's taxonomy places the organism in Eukaryota, Viridiplantae, Streptophyta, Magnoliopsida, Asparagales, Asparagaceae. Gene Ontology annotation, molecular function: GTPase activity; GTP binding. The transcript is spliced from 8 exons. The coding region runs from base 128 to 778 and encodes 216 amino acids. The record is from RefSeq and is a predicted model, not a curated record. Gene Ontology annotation, cellular component: plasma membrane. Gene Ontology annotation, biological process: regulation of exocytosis; protein secretion.